AUGGGAAAAUACCAGCACAUCAACACAUCUCUAUACGAUCUGAAAUACCAUAUGCUGAUAGACACAGUAAACUCUAAAGCAAAAGACCCGAGAAGCACUCUCUUAGAAGUGCUCUCUUCCCGCAUAAAACACUCCUUCAAGGAUAUCCCAGAGGAAAAGCUUGCAGAAAUUGAAGCAUUAGUAGACACUUUCCUGCAGGAACGUCUAGACCCGGUAUUAGCCAACAUAGCAAAAAGACACUGUGCAGUAAGUCCCGAGAUCCUGGAAAUCCUCAAGAAGGAAGCCAUAGCAGAAGCUCCCUCCGAACUCUUAUACGGUCGUUCUGCCUUAAGCACAGAAAUAGACUAUUAUACUUUAAAACGGACAGUUACGUACAAGGACUUCUAUAUGCAUACUCUCAAGAAAAAGAUCGAACUGCAUAAAAUCUACAAGGAAACUCAGAAGCUAGUCAUUGCCCAGUGCGAGAAAAUGCUCCAGACCAAAGGAAUGGAGAGAUCUGAAAAACGCAAAUUCAAGUCUGCCCUUGCUAGUGAUAGAGAGAACCUGGAAAGACUCACUAAUACGUUAGAAGACCUUCUGAAGGAGGAAAAAAGAAUUUCUCAGGAGGAGCCUAUGGAGGAAGAAAAAGAAAAGUGUACUGAAGAAAAUAUUUUCAAUUCUGACAGUUACACUUUAGAUCUGAUGCUUGAGAAAGUUAAAGCGUAUUCUUCUGGGGAUGAAAGUAAUUCCAGCGUGUAUUUUGACCUGAAGAAAAUAACGGAAAAUAACGGAAAAAACAUAACCAUCUCCACUCCAGAGUAUCAAAGAUACUACGGGCCAAAUAGCAAGAAUCUGCUUUCUGCUGAAGAGAAGUUAGAAGAGAAGAAGCGCGUAUACGAGAAAAUGAGUAUGUAUAAGUUUUAUGAAGAGAUGCAUCCUUAUUUUGGGGCUGUGGUAGACGAUGUCUAUGCGUAUUUUAGAAGUCUAAUCAGCAUAGAUGCAGGCUCUUUUAUUGCAAACUUAUUCUGGAGGAAUAGAUCAGAACUGAAAGAAGACUUGGAAGAGCCUGAAAGGGCGGAACUGAAGGAGCUUUUGAAUGUCUUGGAGGAAUCCACCGACAAGAUGUACAUUAUUGAGUCUACCUUCUUCGCAAAUCUAUACAGAAUCCACGAUGCCUUCCAAGUGGCUGAUUCUCCGUUGAAUAUGCUUAGUGCGUGGGGGAGGGGGAGUUUUUUGUUCUUUAGCGAUGAUUUUAAAAAAAUAGCGUCUAGAUUUCCAAAUGUGGAAAGAAAUUCAGGUUUCGGCAAGGCUUUUCAUGCCCUGUUUAUCCGCGCAUACGAAAAGAACGAAAGGGCAAGACAGCUGCACAGGAACGCAAUGGAGACAGAAGAGUGUCUUGAAAGGUUUCGAACGAGUGAAACAGAUGAGACCACGGAGGACUAUAAAUUCAGGUUUGAUGAAUAUGAAAAAUUUGCAACGGAAAAUCCAGUGCCUGAUUUUUCAGGUUCUAUUGAAGAGAUUUCGGCUGAGUUCCUGGACGAUGGGGUCACUCCGCGCGAAAUCAAAGUCAUGCUCUCAUUGCUGAAGAUUCUCCAGAACAUGUAUACUGAAGAGCUGAAAGAUGAAGCCAAACCAGAGUCUGAGAGAGUAGAAUUGAGUGAAAGUCUAUCGGAAACUGAGGAUGAGAUAGAAGUUCUUAACCAGAAACUGCAUUCAUUUGCGGAUUUAAGCAAGGAAGAAGCCAAAAGGAACGAAUGUUUCCGUUAUGCUUAUCUGAUGAAGUACAAAAUCGAGUGUUUGCUGCACAUAGACAGGCUCAAGAAGGAGGCUGAGGAGGAAGUGGUCACACUGGCUAAGGAAGUUAUAAGAGAGAUUGAAGAGACCCCGAAUAACCCAGAAUUUAACAGAAAAGCGAAAGAAAUGUUUGAUGAUGUUAUUGAGAAGGAGCCCCACCGUCUGUUGACUCCGGAGUUUAUCGUUGAAAACGAGCACUUUUUGAAGGAACUGCCAAAGAUGGUAGAUGAGCUUGACAAAAGAAUCGCUGAAACUUUGGGGGAAAGUUCGGGUAAAGUAAUCAGUGGAAAAUCCAAGUACCAUCUUACGCUUCAAAAUUCGAUCCUCGCACUUUUCUUCGUCUUUAUGCUCCUGUCUCUGGGGCUGGUGUGCAACUCGGAAUUUUCAUAG
Molecule: messenger RNA, 2163 nt
Organism: Nematocida major
Lineage: Eukaryota; Fungi; Microsporidia
Exons: 1
Coding region: 1-2163 (720 amino acids)
Source: RefSeq, a predicted model, not a curated record